AGAUGCUGACGGAGCGGUACCCCGAGCUUCCGGACUUGCCCCGAGAAGUCUUUGCUGUUGAUCCAACCAGUAUAUGUCAAACUCCAAACACAGAGGUUCUCUACAGGUGCAGGAAAUGCAGGCGUGCGCUGUUCCGUAGUUCCAGCAUUUUGUCCCACACGGAAGGAAGCGGUCCAACAGCCUUUGCCCACAAGAGGAUAACAGACUCUGCUCAGCUUUGUGGCGAUGGCCGUGAGAAGUGUACCUCUUACUUCACUGAGCCCGUGCAGUGGAUGGAGCCAGCGUUGCUUGGAGUAAUGGAAGGACAGCUUCUGUGUCCCAAAUGCACAUCGAAGCUAGGCUCCUUCAGCUGGCGGGGUGAGCAGUGUUCCUGUGGCCGCUGGGUGACGCCUGCCUUCCAGAUUCACAAAAGUCGAGUGGAUGAAGUGAGGACACUGCCAGUUGGUAACUUCCAAGCUGCCAAAACCUGAACUCAUCCCUUCUCUCAAUGGAUUUCUUAAUGCCCACAGGGAACCGCUGGCUGGCCUGUGGUUGCCAGGAACGAGCUUGUGACUUCUACCCCUUUGCAAUGUGGUGGGAUUACUUGAACAUAAUCUCUAUUCAAGCUUUCUGUAUCUCUAAUAUAUAUAAAAUAGCAAACGCUUCCUUCAAAGAGGUGUUAUGCAGUGGUCAAA
This is a messenger RNA of Egretta garzetta (little egret), 674 nucleotides long. RefSeq names its product dual specificity phosphatase 12 (gene DUSP12). The transcript has 4 exons. The record is from RefSeq and is a predicted model, not a curated record. Gene Ontology annotation, biological process: protein dephosphorylation. Gene Ontology annotation, molecular function: protein tyrosine/serine/threonine phosphatase activity. Gene Ontology annotation, cellular component: nucleus. Lineage: Eukaryota; Metazoa; Chordata; Aves; Pelecaniformes; Ardeidae. The coding region runs from base 3 to 470 and encodes 155 amino acids.